This is a messenger RNA of Penicillium verrucosum, 4494 nucleotides long. Its product is annotated as Galactose oxidase/kelch beta-propeller. The coding region runs from base 1 to 4494 and encodes 1497 amino acids. The record is from RefSeq and is a predicted model, not a curated record. Lineage: Eukaryota; Fungi; Ascomycota; Eurotiomycetes; Eurotiales; Aspergillaceae. The transcript has 6 exons.
AUGCACAUCGAGACUCAGUCCCUUUGGAUGACUGCCAAAGCCAAACUGGACAAGAUUGACCAGAAGCUUCUCGACUUUGAAAGCGACGAUGGUAUGAAGAGAACUCGGCAAAAUGAGCUUGAUAUAUUAGAGAGUCUCGAGCGAACUACUCGGGAAGCAUACAACACAUGCGUCCACAAGAGAUGGCAAAUCACGAUCCCAGGAAAAGGAAAGAAAAUUAUCAUUCGUGACCUCCUGAGCAAAGUCGCACACUGUAUCGAGCUAUUCAAAUCAGUGGGCGAUCAGGCUGUGCAGUAUGACCCGGGCCAUGCUGCCUUACCGUGGGCGGGAGCUCGAUUUUUAUUGCAGAUUGCUAUCAACGAUUUCAGCAAAUUUGAUUUCGUUGUACAGGGGGCCGAAAGAAUCGCCAGAAUGACGGCACGGUAUAGAAUCAUCGAGCAGAUUUACUCCCAAAAAGGUUCAGCUGCCUCGGAGCAGCUCGAGGAGGCCGUUGUGAGGGUAUAUGGCUCGAUCCUCAAAUACCUUGUUGAGGCCAAACGCUACUUUGAACAAGAAACAGGAGGUGAGCUCAUAUUGCCAAUUUGGACUGUAGCUGGGGAAAGCUCACAAUCUCUAGUACGAAUUUUGAAAAGUGGGCUUCUUGGACAAAAUGAUUUCCAAGAUCUUUUGGAGAAAAUGGAAGCGGAUGAGAAAUUGGUCGACAGAUGCGCAAGCUUGGUUCAAGCUGAGAUGGACAACGAUAUUGCCUCUCAUCUUGCGACUUUGUCAUUAGAGAUGGAGACAUUUCAAUCACUGCGAGAUACGCUCCGUCAAAUGGCAGAGCCAAUCUCACAGGUAUCCUUCCAAUUGAACAAGUUUGAGGAUCAUUUAGACAGUAUGCAGCGACGGCAGAUGUUGGACUGGUUGUCUACUCAACCGUAUCUUGAUCACCAUACCACGAUCAAAUCCAGAGUCCUGGAUAAAACGUGCCAAUGGGUUCUGCAACAUCCAAGUUUCACUGAAUGGAAAUGUGAAAGCACAAACUCGCUGCUUUGGCUUCAUGGUGCUCAGGGUGCUGGCAAAAGCUGCCUAGCAUCGGUGGUCAUUGACGAUGGAAUGGAUGUCUCCAGUCAUAGUGAAGACUUCGCUCACGCCUACUUUUAUUGUUCACGCAACACUGCCGAGCCCCAACGUGGGAAUGCACAGAGUAUUCUUGGGUGUAUUGCGCGUCAGCUUUCCAGCCCAUCUUCAAACCGACCCCUCGCUCCCCCAACACUUUCUCUUUACAGGAAAAUGCACCUGGCAGAUGGGUCCAUGAGAGCUCCCAGUCUGUGGGAAUGUCGUGAUUUAAUCGUAGAACUGACCGAAGCUCAUUCCCGGACGACAAUUGUGAUAGAUGCUCUGGAUGAGUGUGCCAGGGAGGAGCGAGCGGAACUUGUCGAGGCACUCGAGUACAUUAUCAAUAACUCCACUAGCCUCGUGAAGGCUUUUGUCACUUCGCGCGAGGAGGGUGACUUGAGGUUAUCUAUCCAGGCGCACUCCGGGGUUCAGGUGACGUGGGUAGAGAAUGGGCCCGAUAUCGAGAAAUUUGUGAAUUUUGAAACAGACAAACUUGUUGCAAAGAACCAGCUACUUGGCUCUAUCCGAGUCAAGGCGACAAAGGAGGAUUUGAAGACAUUGAUCAAGAAAGAUACCAUUUAUAAGGCUAAUGGGAUGUUCCGUUGGGCCCAAUUGCAGCUGCAGAGUCUUCGUUGGAUUCGGACAGAGAGGGACAUCAGAUUUGCUAUGUCGAGGAUCCCGCGUCCACUCAGCGAGCUAUACGAGGAUCUCUACAUAAAGGCACUCGAAAGCACCGAAGAGACAGAUCGGGCUUUGUUCCGAAACACGCUGAAAUGGAUGUUAUGCACGACGAGAGUUUUUGGUUGGGAAGACUUCUCCCUAGCUAUCACGGCCUUCGUGGAUAUUGAGGUAUACGAGAUUGAUGAAGACUUCAUCUUAGAUCUUCUCAGCAAUUUCGUGAUCUCUCAGACAACCCAAGACGGAAGCAGGACCUUCCGUUUCGCCCAUCUGUCAGUGCGAGAGUUUUUAGAAACGAAGCCCGAAUAUUCCAUGGAAUCUAGCAACACCUUUGCCGCCGAAGUAUGCUUGUUGAAAUUGCUCGGAGCUUCCGGGUCGCCCAGUGCAGACCAUUUUCUCAGCGGAUUGGGCCUCAGUGAUAAAGAUACCGUAACUUUGUCAGAGAUUGACUCUUACAGGAAAGGCAUACAUGACUACUCCUUGCGAAAUUGGAAUAUACACUGCGUGGGCGCAGGGGAAACGAAUCGAUCAGACGAGAAACUACACAUUUUCCAUCUCUUGCGCUAUUUUCUUUUUGAUGACUCGGAUUCGGACUGUCCACUGAAGUGUUGGGUACAUUCUCGCCAACGCCGCAAAAUGGAAGGCGUAUGUGGAGUGCAUCUUCUCCAGCUAUUGCAGAAUUACCAUCGGUCCCGGGACCGGGGAGUUUUGCUUUCCUGCGUCUUCGGCUUCAGUGAAGUUCUUCGCACCAAUCACUACCAUGAUCUCGAUGAUGAUGUCAAAGAAGCAUGUAUUCUGGCGGCCGUGACUCACUCCCAGUAUUAUAUCUGGGAGUAUUUGAUGGGAGAAACAAAGGGUCGAUUACUCCAAAAGCGCAUUUUGAAUGCACUAGUUGAAAACGACCAUAUCGAGCCGCUCAGAUUGUUCUUGACUCUCAUCGAGCCUGACCUGAUUACCGUCCCGGUCAUUCUGGAUACUGGCUGUAAAGAUAAGGAAAUCAUUGAGCUGUUGCUUGAUCAUAAUAAAAAUCUCCACAUCACGACGGAGCUCAUUGAAGAAUCCAUAACCUCUUACACGGCCAUUGAAGCAAUCCUCAGCCGAGCCCCCGACAUCUUAAUCACCUCUGAGAUACUCAGGAAUACUAUAGUCGACAUACCCAUUGAGCGGCUGAGAGAGAUCCUUGACAAGAAUGGUGGAUCAAUCAUUACAUGUGAAGUUAUCGCAGUGGCUACCUAUUACGGUUCUAGAGACGGUAUGCGAGCCAAAACAGAGCUUUUACUGGAACGCGCUGGGAAAGUCAAAGGGACCGAGAGAGCUAUGAUGCAAGCCGUUAGCUCUCAAGACAACUCUGAAGUGCUUGGGAUUCUUCUUAAUCACGGUUGGCCGGUAACAGAAAAGGUUAUGGUGAAAGCUGCAAGAUGGGGAAAAGUCGCUCCUUUCGAGGUUAUGCUUAAGGCUGGUGGCCCAAUUACGCCCAAAGUCAUUGUUGGCGGAGCGCGAAAUAUCAGGGAUGGGGCUCGAAUGGUCAAGCUACUUGUAUCCUUGAUGAAUCGAUCGUUAGAUGAUGAACUAUGGGUUCAAAUGAUGUUGCAAUGCGCUCAGAAUACAUGGGGGAAUCCCGAAACCCUUCAAGUGCUCCUUGAAAUAAAACCUGGUUUGAAGGUUGCAGAGGAGAUUUUGAUUGCUUGCACGGAAAAUUCUAUAAAAGGGAACAUCAUCCUGGAUGUCAUUCUGGAGGAUAACCGAGAGAUGCAAGUUACCGAUGCUGUGAUCGUACACGCAUUGAAACAGUUGGACUACGACGAAACCAUAUCGAAACUUCUCGACCGUCACGGCUCGACACAUAUUUCGAGCCAGAUGCUACUUGGUGCUGCUCAGAAUCGCCGAUUCGCAGAUGAAAUGACCAAGCUUUUAUUGCAGCGAACCGCAACGAUUGAAAAGCCAUCCUCGGUGGUUGUUGACGCAGUCAUCCGUAAUCAGUGUUCGGGUUAUAAAACACUCCAGAUUUUGGAGAGCCGUUUCGGACAGCUUGAUCUCUGCGAAACGAGUGUGCAAACUGCGGCCGAGUCAGGCAAUCACGCUAUGCUGACCUUGGUAUUGGACCGAUGCUCAACCACCGAGGCCACGCCACCUGUUCUGUUAGCCGCCGCGGCCAAGGGGAGCUUGGAGGUGAUGAAGCAUCUUUUGAAACUAAAUAACGCCGUUGUUACCCAAGACAUUCUGAUUGGGGCAUCAGGAAAUUCCGGUUGUAGCCUUGACAUGCUCAGGGUGCUUUGGAAGUUUGCCCCACACAUCGAAGUAUGCCCUCAGAUGUUUCUGAAUGCUGCAUAUGCGACGGAUGUUGAAUUCCCAGUUGUGCCAGGAUAUUCUAAAUGCAGUGAUGACAAAAAAGAGACACCAAAUGAUUGGCGUGAUUGGGUAUCUGUGUCUACACUAAAUCUCAUUCUCGAGAGUGAGUUUGAAGUUUCAGUGACCGAUGGACUUAUAGUCGGUGCCUUAAAAGCCGGCCGGGGAUGGGUUUUGAAGACUUUGUUUGCCCACCGAAAAGAUAUUGCAGUAUCACAGGAUAUGGUAGACACAGCAGUCGAGCGAGCAGUCGAGCAGGACGACUAUCGGCCCCUACAAGUGUUAGUCAAGUACGGGGACUCGUGUGGAUUGAACCUGCAUGAUGCACGACUUAUCCUCGCUAAUUUCCUAUGGGGUUUUAGCGAGGAGUGA